Molecule: messenger RNA, 1341 nt
Organism: Acyrthosiphon pisum (pea aphid)
Lineage: Eukaryota; Metazoa; Arthropoda; Insecta; Hemiptera; Aphididae
Exons: 5
Coding region: 130-510 (126 amino acids)
Source: RefSeq, a predicted model, not a curated record
UAGUGGGUCAUUGGAUACUUUAAAGAGGAACACAAAUACUCCGUCAUUCCAGCUGAAUGGUUAGUCAGUACGGUUGUAAAUGGUGUUACUAGUUCUUUUUGCAAAUGGCCCUCACACAGAGUAACGACCAUGAUGUUGAUGAAGGGUGGUAAAACUUCGGAAAAAUGGAAAUCAUAUCCAGUAAGAAUAAUAGAUAAAUUUGAUUCAUAUGAAACCGCUGCUGCUAAAGAAAUAGAGAUAUUUAUGUCUGAAUCUGAAAAUGAUGAAGAAAUGUUAAGGCGAGGAAAAAGAUUAAAGGUUGAUAAUAAAAAAUAUACUCAAUCAUUUGAUUUUAAUGACAGUAGCAGCUCAAGCCAAGAAUGUGUUUCUAUGGGUGUUUAUAAAAAGGCAACUUCUGAAGAUAAUCAAAUAUCAAAUAAUUCUACUAUAUCUUGUAGUAAAUAUACUGACAUUAUAUCAACUGAUUAUAAAACAUUUUGCAGUGCAGUUGAAUCCUCGUUAAAUUUUUAAAAAAGCAAAACCACUACAUUUAUUGUCGAGAAGACAUUUUAAUCGUUACACUACCAGUAUUAAUAAAGAAAAAGUUGGCGCAAAUCAGUCUACAAUAAGUUCACCUGAAUUUAUAGUACCUACAAAAGAAUCUGUAGACAGUGAAGAUGUACCUCCAUCAGAUGAACAUGUACAUAGUAUUGAAGGCUUGGAUUUUCAACCAACUGACAUUAAUUUUGGUAAUAGUUAUAACGAUGUUAACAUGGAAUGUGGUAGUGAUAAUAUUGUAAAUCAAUUAUUUAAAAUUAGUGAUACACCAUUUAUUGAGAAUUGUUCUGGUAUCAAUAAAAAAUUAUGUAAAUUAAUUAUUAAGUAUAAAAUGUCUCAUAAUUGUGUCAAUGAAUUACUUGAAAUAUUAAGAUCUGAAGGGUUAGAUGUUCCAAAAGAUGUCAGAACAUUAUUAAAAACCCCCAAGUCCAAAUCUCACGAAAUCAUUCAUAUUGAAAAUGGGUCAUAUAUUCAUAUUGGAGUAGAGUUUAUGAUUAAACCAGUUUUACAAUUAUAUUUUGAUAGUUUAAUACAUUUGGAUACACUUUUGUUGAGUGUAAAUGUUGAUGGUUUAUCUAUUACUAAUAGUUCCAAGUCUAGUUUUUGGCCAAUUUUAAUUUCUUUUAUAAACAUACCUAGAUUAACUAAAAUAGUCUUACCAGUAGGAAUUUUUCAUGGCAAAAGUUCAAAACCUGGUUCAGUAUUUUCUUUUUUUAAUCCUUUUAUAUUAGAAAUGAUAAAUCUCUUUUCAAACGGGAUCAAUAUAAAUGGAAAAAAGUUUUUAUUUUCUAUUGGUCAAAUAAU